CUGCUUAUCCACCCAUCACAUCAAAGAGCUUACGAUCGACGGGUGGCUGUCCAGCUCGCCGACGGCACGACCGUAAUCGUUGACGUGUUUGAGCCACUCAAAAUGUAUAAGAGUAACCUCGACGUCAUUUUGGUACUGAUUCCGGGAUUUCCCCCGAGCUGCAAGAGCAACUACAUUCGAAGCUGCUUGUAUUACGUUCAAGAUCAAGGGUAUGAUUGUUGA
Molecule: messenger RNA, 222 nt
Organism: Cooperia oncophora
Lineage: Eukaryota; Metazoa; Nematoda; Chromadorea; Rhabditida; Trichostrongylidae
Source: the annotation of a GenBank genome assembly